This is a messenger RNA of Phyllostomus discolor (pale spear-nosed bat), 3796 nucleotides long. RefSeq names its product thiamine transporter 2. The transcript has 8 exons. Gene Ontology annotation, cellular component: plasma membrane. Gene Ontology annotation, molecular function: thiamine transmembrane transporter activity. NCBI's taxonomy places the organism in Eukaryota, Metazoa, Chordata, Mammalia, Chiroptera, Phyllostomidae. Gene Ontology annotation, biological process: transmembrane transport; vitamin transport. The coding region runs from base 723 to 2198 and encodes 491 amino acids. The record is from RefSeq and is a predicted model, not a curated record.
GUCGCUGCUGUCUACCUGCAAAAGGUUUCAGCUUGUACCGUGUGGAAAGGGUGAAAGAGAUGAUGUUUUCUGAAAACACUCCUGCCGGUAUCUGAGCGCAUUAGGGUCUCCUAGGGCCAAAGGUGUAUUUUCAUUAUGGUACCUGUUUUAAAUAGAGCAAAACACUGCUAAAUUCCGAUGUGCUUUCCUUCGGUCCGUCUUAGGAGUAGCUGAAACGGACACAACUACUUUCGUCCCCGUCAGUACUGCCAUAGACCAGCAAGAGUGAUUCCAGUUUGGGAACGGUGAAUGCGUUUCAAGCAUAAAUAUUCCAAGAGGUGGAAGGAAGCUGAGCUGAGCCCAGGACCAGAUGAAGCGGCCCCUGAGACAGCCUUGUGAGGUGCCAAAGAGGGUGACCACGGAAGAGGGUGGUUCCAGUGAUCACAGCCACGGGAAGGCGAUGAGCUUUGCUGGGUAAAGCCGUCAUCCUCUGCCAGCCCAGUCCUAAGGCAGAGGACUCGAGGCUCCAGUGAGUGGCCACAGGAAGGAGCAGAAGACAGGACUGAAGACAGGAAACUGGACUUAGUUCUAGAAAGGAAUAAGCUCAAGCCACAGAAGGAACAGCUGCAGAUGGAUGAAACUUCCAUCCAAAAACAUUUAGAUCUCCUCAGUUUUCAUUACUCCCAAGAUGGCAAGAAGAGCAAAGGUCAAUUAAUGUUGGCUUUGUUUCCAUUCCCUUAGCCAUGGCUUGUUUCCAAAUUUCGCCGAGCCGUUCCUGGAUUUAUCCCACUACCGUCCUCUGCCUAUUUGGGUUUUUCUCCACGAUGAGACCCUCGGAACCCUUCCUUAUCCCGUAUUUAUCUGGACCAGAUAAAAACCUGACCAGCGCAGAGAUAACCAAUGAGAUCCUUCCCGUGUGGACAUACUCUUACCUGGUGCUGCUGUUCCCCGUGUUCAUCCUCACCGAUUUCGUCCGCUACAAGCCAGUCAUCGUCCUCCAGGGGAUCAGCUACAUCAUUACCUGGCUGCUGCUCCUGUUCGGCCAAGGAGUGCAAGUCAUGCAGGUCGUGGAGUUCUUCUACGGGAUGGUCACCGCCACCGAGGUGGCCUACUACGCCUACAUCUACAGCGUGGUCAGCCCAGAGCACUACCAGAGAGUGAGCGGCUACUGCAGGGCCGUCACGCUGGUGGCCUACACGGCGGGCUCAGUACUGGCCCAAGUCCUGGUGUCCCUGGUCAACUUAUCGUACUUCUACCUCAAUGUCAUAUCCUUGGCCUCUGUCUCUGUGGCUUUCCUGUCCUCACUUUUUCUGCCAAUGCCCAGGAAAAGCAUGUUUUUCCAUGCAAAAGCCAGCAAAGACGUCCAGAAGCCAUCAAGCACAAAUGCCGUGUCAGACGAGCCACGUGGGGACAAAGCACCCCGCUACAAUGAGGAGAAACCCACUCCGGAAAUAGCCGCCUCUUCGGGGAACUGGGAUGGUGGGCCGCUGGGCGGCCCAAAGCAGGAAAAUGUCGCUGCGAGAGUUUUUGUGCAGUGGUUCCAAGAUCUGAAGGAGUGCUACUCCUCCAACCGUCUUUUUUACUGGUCCCUGUGGUGGGCUCUUUCCACAGCAGGCUUUAACCAGGUUGUGAACUAUGUUCAAAUCCUGUGGGACUAUAAGGCACCGUCCCAAAAUUCUUCCGUCUAUAACGGGGCGGUAGAAGCUAUUGCGACCUUCGGAGGGGCUGUGGCUGCCUUCGCAGUGGGUUACGUGAAAGUCAACUGGGACCUUCUGGGAGAGCUGGCCUUGGCGGUCUUCUCCGUGGUCAAUGCCGGCUCCCUAUUUCUCAUGCACUACACGACCAGCAUCUGGGCAUGCUAUGCUGGCUACUUGAUAUUCAAGUCCAGCUACAUGCUUCUUAUCACCAUAGCAGUGUUUCAGAUUGCCGUCAACCUGAGUAUGGAACGGUAUGCCCUGGUGUUCGGAAUCAACACCUUCCUUGCCCUGGUGGUUCAGACCCUUGUGACUGUGAUCGUAGUAGACCCGAGAGGGCUCAACCUGCCAGUCAGCAUUCAGUUUUUGGUUUACGGGGGUUAUUUUGCCGUCAUUGCUGGGAUUUUCCUCGUUAGAAGCAUAUACAUUAUCUACUCAGUCAAAUGCCGAAGGGAAGCACAGAGCUCUCCCCUAAGUCACAGUGCACAAGGGCCACACCCAGAGGGACCCAGGGAUGCCCUCUAAUCCUAUGUUAAUGACUACAGCCUCUUGGCAAGAACCGUGCUGGUCACAAUGUCGCUGAGUGCCAUCAAUUGACACUCAUCACGAGCCUGGAUUCCGAUGAACCUUUUCAAAACCACAGCAAAAUCCCAGCUUCAGACCAGAUAUCUUUAUGCCCAGCCGAACUGGAUGCAGUCGACAGGACCCACGAAUCUCAAUUAAACAGCCCACGUUGGGACUCUGGUGAAUGGUGGUGACUGAAAAAUUCUGUUCCGAGCACUUGCGAGGGGACAGGACAAUGGCAUGGAAACAGACCACCGUCCUGGGGUUGAUGUUCCCCAUCGGUGUGCAGAAGUGCCAACAGCAUGGACCCUGCUUCCUGGCUUACACACGUGUUUCAUCCUACCAAAACAGGCAGCACGUGGAACAUUUUUUGUCACAUGAGUCAUUUUCCUUUUUCUUCCAUUAAGAGUAUUUCUGUAUAACAGUUCUCUAAGAGAAUUACAAAGUUUGGUCCCAUUUCUAAGGACUCCUCUCCGAUCUUGAUAACUUAGCAUUAUGAACAAGCUUUUAUGUGAUAAUAUCACAAUUGGAUUUUUUAAUGAUAAUUUUUUACUUUGAGCUUUGCUGAGCUUUAUUGUUGAAACUCUACCUCAACAAUAAUUCAGACACUCCUGUGUGUCCCCAGAAUGACAUUCAUCUCAAUUCCUAGUGGCCCAACGAGAGACAAUGUGCUUUCUUCCUGUUGGGACCCCAGAUAGGUAUCUUAUUGCUAUGUCAGUGUAAUGUCUGUCUAAAACAGAAAACUUGAACAGAAAUUCCAGGGGUCUCUACAAGUAUUCAUAAAUAAGAACACAGUGAUUGGGGGUGGGCACCUAAUUUUUAAGUGGUAGAGAUUGUACUAAAUAAAAUAAUGUGUACAGAAAUAUUAAAGAAUCUUUCUAAUUUUCUGAUGAGUUGUAUUGAAAAUUGUCCAAGCUUGUCUGCCCUUUGACACUUCAGCAGAGGAUACAUUGAGCAGUAUGCCACUGGGAAUAAAGACUGCUGAUUCAAGGUUUGUGUUUCAAAUAUACUUUUCUCCAAAUCCCCAAAUCCAAUCACUGGACUAAAAACCCAGCUCCAAAGUCAACACACACUCAGUGGAGAAAACUAAUGACAAUCCUACUUAUGUCAAAAGCAAGAAAGGGAUGACCACUAUUAUCCUUCUCACUUAACUUAUUGUACUGGAGAGAUUAGCCAACACAAUUAGACAAGCAAAAAAAAUGACAUUAAAAUUGAAAAGGAGGAAAACUAUUACUAUUCCAGAGGCUACAAGUAUAUACCCAAGAGACUCAACUAAAAACUGAGAUAGUGGAAUAGAAAGUAAGUAUAUAGAAAACAACAGCUUUUGUGAUAUAACAAUCAUUUAGUGAAAGACCCCAUGUAUGGCUAAAAUAAAUGUAAUCUAUUUAACGAUUUAAUAAAUGUGGAAGACAUAUAUGAAUAUGCCUGAAAAUAUUUAUAAAGAGUAUGAAAUAACACCCAGGCAUAUGGACAAAAAACUACCUUGUUCUUGGUUAGGAAAAUGUAUAUAUGAAGCCAUCAGGCUUCCUAAAUAAUUUAGACAUUAAAUCUAAUUCCAG